AUGUGGUCUUCCUCUUCCACUCAGGACUGGCUCGGAUUUCUUUCCAUUCCUCUCUUCAUGUGUGUCUUGUGUUCGAGUGGUUUAAUCCUUUCUUUGUGUGUUGGAUUUCGAAAUAUGAUUCAAUUUCCAAAACGACAAAAACAACGAAGAAGAAUUCAUCGAAUGGCAACCAUUCGAAACGUUGCUUCAAAUGUCAAUGAAAUUGAAUUGCAUCAAGUGAAAAGUCAAUCUACAAGUGUUGAAGGUGUUGAAGGUAUUGAAGGUGGUGUUGUCACAGUUGAAUCAAGGAUCACAAACAUCCAUUCCAACACGUUAUUUCCAUCAGGAGUGUUAGAGGGAGAUUCCAAUGAACCUUCUGAUGCUUCUACUUCCACAGCAUCGAAUGUUUCAAACAUGUUCGAAAAGGUCCAUCGAACCGUUCGAAAGACAGUUUCUUUUGCGAGUGAUUCAAGUACGAAUCAUAAAGAGAUGUGGGAUGCCAUUACGGUUGGAUCGAAAGAAAUUGAGAGAUCCAAUGCAAACAACCAGUCCAUGCCAACAAAUGACAAUUGUCAACAAGAAGGUGACAGUCAGAGAAUCCAUCAACCACAACAAUUUUCUGAAAUCAUUUCGCAAUGCUGUCCAAGUAUGAAAAGAUUAGAAUCGGAGAGUCAUUUAAAAACCAUUCAUUCAGCUCCUUCCAUAACUUCGAAACCCAUGCUUGAAUUGUAUGCCCCAUUGUUGAUUGUUGUGACGUUGAUGAUCAUUUUGGCAUUAUUGAGUGUUGCCAUUGUGACAGGUGUCACCAUGUAUCAAGUGUAUGAUCUUGAACAACGAAUGAAAACUUUUAAUUUAGAUUAUUCAUCGAGUAAGACGACCAAUAGAAGCAUGAUUGAACCUUAUGGAACAAAGCACUAUGUCGAGAGUUUAAUUUAUCUUUUGGACAAGAAUACUUCGAUUGCACUUGUUGGAUUAUAUACUUCCAAUGUGACCAUGCGAAUGAUUCUAUUUAAGGAAUACUCAUUGUACCAAGAAUUUGAUCGUUCUAGCUCGAUCGAUUACUAUUCAUCUGAUGUUAAAGUCAUCAAUGACACAACAGAAGGAAUGAUUUUAACGAGUUGGAGAUUGUGGGACAAAACGAACAUGUCUGGAAAUGGAAAUCAAAAUUUUACCUUAUUGAUUCAGGUUGAAAAUUCUUCACUCCCUUAUUCGAUUCGUUUGCAUGUGAUGGUUGAAGAUGAACAGUAUUCACUAUCUCGAAAUUUUCUUUCCCUUUUAUGGUUAUUAUUUAUUGAAUUUUUAGUGUGUGUGGUGGCGAGUAAUCAAACAUAUUUAUCCAUGAUUUCAUUUGAUCCAACGAAUCGAGAACAAUUUUUAGAUGAAUGGAUUGCAUUGUUUCAAUGUUGUUCCAAACAGAAUUUAACUCAUUCUGAAAAAGAUGUCACAAUUGAAUUCAAAAAUUUAAGUUUCACAAGUUUUGAAGGUCAGAAAAUUUUGAGAAAUAUUUCAGGAAGAAUUGAAAGUGGGAAAUUGACAGCAGUCAUGGGUUCCACAGGAAGUGGAAAAUCGACUUUCCUCACUGUCCUCUCAAAAAGGGCCUAUUACGGUGUUCAAAAAGGAACUGUUACUUUAAAUGGUAAAAUGUUAACCGAAAGUAUGAAGAAAAUUAUUGGAUUUGUUCCACAAGAUGAUAUCAUGAUUAGCUCUCUUCAAGUUUGGGAAACUUUAAUGUUUAGUGGAAUUUACAGAAGUAUGACCAAUUUCUUUUAUCCAUUAGUGAAACGUGUCAAAGAGACAGCAUCCAUGUUGAAUAUCAAAUACAAAUUGUUUAGUACGAUUGGAGAUGUGAAUCAGAAAGUUUUGAGUGGAGGAGAAAAGAAGAGACUCAAUGUAGGAAUUGAAAUGAUUAAUGAUUCUCCAAUUUUGUUAUUGGAUGAACCAACGAGUGGUCUGGACUCGAAACAAUCUCUCUUACUUUGUAACAUUUUGGCCAAGAAAAAGGAAGAAGGAACAAAUAUUAUUUGUGCCAUUCAUCAACCUUCGGCUGAAAUUUAUUCACUCUUUGACGAUUUGAUUUUGUUUGAUCACGGACAAAUGAUUGCUCAUGGAGAUGCCCAAAAAAUUGCCGAAAUUUGUGCGCGGGAUAUCUUGAAGCUCCCUCCGAGAAAAGAAUUUAAUGAAGACGAACCAUCUCUAGAAUCCCAACAUUCAACAUGGCAUUCCGAUUUCAAUAAUCCAGGUGACCAUGUCAUUGCUGCUCUCGAAGUCAUGAACGAUGAACAACGAACAAUUCUUUCAAAAGUACCUCCCUCUUUGAGCAAGUUCAAACUUCAACAACGAGGAGGAGAAGAAGGAGGUCUCUAUCAAAGUGAAAUGGCCACUUCCAUCUCCGUUCCGACUGUUCCCUUCUACAUGCAAGCCAUGGCCUUCUUUCUGAGAGGUCUCUUCCUUCUCUUUCAUGAAUUUUCCUUCCUCAUUGACCUUCUCAUCAAUGCCAUUAGUGGUCUCUUCAUUGGAGCUGUUUUUACAGGAAAUUUGACGUAUUCAGGUCAAAGUGAGAAGAGUAUUGCCAAACAGUGUCCACUCAUUCUCUAUGAGGAUUGUUCGGAACCAACUCAAGAUGACAUUUCUUCCUUUGUCUUGUUGGGUGUCUUUGCCAUUGGUUUGUCCUCUAUUUUGAGUUCAUUGAGUGUCUUUGGAAAGGAGAAGGUCGUUUUUCGAAGAGAAUCUCAAACAGGUCUUAAUACGUUGGUUUAUUUUGUGGUGAAGGAUGUGCUCUAUCUCAUUCCAAUGGUUUGUGCUUCAUUGUUGUAUACACUUGCAGAGUAUCUCUUAAUUUCACCAAAAGGAUCCUUUUGGGAACAUUUUGGUGUCUUUUUCUUGAUUGCUUUCACGACCUAUCCAUUGGGAUUUAUCAUUUCGAUUUGUUUGAAAAGUGACUUGGCUCAAAUUGCAAGUGCCAUUGUACUCUUUUUGUGUUAUUUAUUUUCUGGAUUGUCACCAAGUUUGAGUGAUAUGAGUCAAAUGAAACUCCCUUAUCCCUUCAUUCCACAUUUAUCCUUCCUUAGAUACGCCAAUGAAAUUAUGUAUUUGAAUGAGAUUAAGUAUUACACGAAAUAUUCGAAAAGUGUUGAAUUGAAAGGAUAUAUUCAGGAAAUGUUAGGAGUGAAUAUUGCUCUUUUGAUUUCAUUUGGAGUGUUUUUCCAUGUGGUAGCAGCUCUGUGUUUGUGGCAAUCGGUUCCUGGAUCGUUUGUAUCGACUUGGUACAAUCAUGUGAAAAGUCAAUGGACGAGUGUGUGGAGUGGAUUGCAACAGGCAUUCGUAAGAAUGAGAGAGAAGAAGAACAAGCAAUAA
Naegleria fowleri is the source of this 3333-nucleotide messenger RNA. RefSeq lists its product as uncharacterized. The transcript is spliced from 2 exons. The record is from RefSeq and is a predicted model, not a curated record. NCBI's taxonomy places the organism in Eukaryota, Heterolobosea, Eutetramitea, Acrasida, Naegleriidae. Gene Ontology annotation, molecular function: ABC-type transporter activity; ATP hydrolysis activity; ATP binding. Bases 1 to 3333 code for a protein of 1110 amino acids.